Oryza sativa Japonica Group (Japanese rice) is the source of this 1515-nucleotide messenger RNA. RefSeq names its product protein SLOW GREEN 1, chloroplastic. The record is from RefSeq and is a predicted model, not a curated record. NCBI's taxonomy places the organism in Eukaryota, Viridiplantae, Streptophyta, Magnoliopsida, Poales, Poaceae. Gene Ontology annotation, molecular function: protein binding. Gene Ontology annotation, cellular component: chloroplast thylakoid membrane.
ACUCGCCUCUCAGCCAUCAGUCCAACUGUUCAAGUCCCCUCCUCUUCUUUCUUCUCUCCUCUGCUUCCUCCUGAAGCGGAUGACGUCAGCAAUGGCGAUGAGCUUCCUCUCCACCACCGCCGCCUCCUCCUCCCAGCCACCCCUACCCGCCCGCCGCCUCCCUCGCCGCAAUCCCUCCCUCCCCUUCCCUCUCAGACCACCACACCGCCUCUCUCCCUUCUCCGCUCCCCCUCCCGAGCCCCAUCGCCUCACCUACCGAACCCACUCCACCUCCUCCUCUUCCAGGACACCCACCGCCGCCGGCCUCCUCUCUCCGGUCAUCUCCACCUCGAGAACCCUCAUCUUCCUCCUUGUCGCCUCCCUCCUCUCCCUCUCCGGCGUCCGCCCCCUCCCUUCCCUCGCAUCCCCUCCCCCACCUACCCAACAACCGCAAGAAACGGAAGAGCAAGAACAGCAGCAAGAAUCCGAGGAGAAGCAGCAGCAGCAGCAGGAGGAGGAGGGCGUGGAGGCGGAGGUCGAGGAGGCGUGGCUGCGGCAAGACGAGGAGGAAGAAGUAGAAGAGAAAGAAGAGGAGGAGGAGGAGGCCGAUGACGAGGUGCAGAUGUACAUGGAGAUCCUGAGCCGCGAUCCGGGCGACGUGGACGCGCUCAAGUGCGCGCUGUUCGCCAAGAUGAGGCGCGCGGAGUGGGGCGGCGCGCUGGGGUUCGCGCGGCGGCUGCGGGAGGCGGAGCCCGGCGAGGUGGAGUGGCGGCUCAUGGAGGCGCUGCUGCACGAGCUCAAAGGCGACCUCGCCGAGGCCGAGCGCCUCUUCAACGAGGUCCUCGCCGAGAAGCCACUCCUCGUCAGGGCACUCCAUGGACUUGCUCUGUGUAUGCAUAAAAGAUCAGAAGGACCUACUGUUUUUGAGAUGCUGGAGAAAGCUUUGCAACUUGCAAUUUCUGGGGAAAGGGUUCCAGAAGAGCGCAACAUUAAGCUUUUGAUUGCUCAGAUGCAUGUUGUCAAGGGCCAGUUGGAUGUUGCAUCAGAGAAACUGCAAAAUCUUAUCAAUGAGGAUCCUCGAGAUUUCCGACCUCAUCUUUGCCAGGGCAUCGUUUACGCACUUUUAGACAAAAAGGAAGAAGCAGAUGAGCUGUUUGAUACAUAUAGAAGUCUUGUUCCAGAUGAAUUUCCAGACAAGAGUUUUAUUAGUGAUGUUAUACAAGCAGCCAGAGUGGAGUCCAAGGACCGGCUACAAAAGGAUUUUGGAUCUGAAUUUUUAUCUAAGAAGUGACUAAUCAGGAUUUUUCUACACCUGAACGGCUAAUAGUUUUUGUAGUGGUAGGUAGCUGCAUAUUGAUGUGCACACAAGUGCAAAAAUGUUACAAGUGAAUUGAAAUAAAUAGUGAGAAAUGGAAGGAGAUGUGUAUCUCCUACCACCAAUUUUCUCCUAACAUUGAAAUAAAAUAGAGAUAAAUGGAGAUGUGUUUCUCCCAUUACCAAUAUCUUUGCUGGUACAGAAAGAGGACUUGCAAUUUA